AAUCAAAAAUGGCACAUCUGAAGCAGCCGCCAAGGGCGAGCGCAGCGACUGAAAUUUCUUCACAGUCCAGCUCUUCCCAUACUUCCGACUUCUUCCAUCCUGCGGCAGACGAUCAAGCAGCCAUCGAGCAGCUCCUCACAGAAUCUCUCACCACAUACGCACCACCACCACCUCCAUCCGCCGUAGCCCUUGGCGCAGAUCUCCUCAAUGCUGCGCGGAUAGAUCACCGACAUAGUAGUCCUGUAGUUGGCAUGGCGUUGAAGAAUCGCGCCGGUAAGCUCAAGCGGAGGAACUUGAUCCCCAAGAGUGCCAGAACGAAUCUCGCUGUGCGAGGUGAUGUGUACGAGAUAGAGCUUAGUCCAGAAAAGGGAAACUACGUGCUACCAGAGAGGGUGAACAAAAAGCCGCUUACUAUUGUAAAGAAGAAGACACGCGCAGAGCCGACAGAGAGUCCGGCUUCUAUCGAUCCACCCAUGGGCUCUACCCCACCUCAAUUUGCCCCUGUGGGAACCGACAGUGUCGUUGUUGAUACCGCCAAAGAAGAGAUCCCUUCGCGUAACGAAAAUUCCCAUGCCAAUGUACCCGGAGAUGUAAAAAUCGAGGAGAGCCUUGAUAAUGGGAAACCCAGAUGCAAAGCAGUCUUCUACAAGUACGAUAAAAUUACGGGCACAACUUAUAAGCAAUGCUUACGUCCUGGUACUGGUCAGACCGACGACAGUUUCAUGUGCGGAAUUCACCUCAGUAAGCCUCCUACUGUUCGUUGUGAGGAGAUGGUAGUUUCCGACAAUGUUACUACGCAGUGCUACAGAGCUGCUUUCAGGGUAACCGCCAAUGGUCCACGAUGUCCGACUUGUAUCGAACAACAAGGUUAUGAAACAACGCCGCGUGAUAAACGAAAGUCAGCACCGAUUCAUCAAGAGGACCAUCCUUCGAAGGUUUUGAGGAGAAAAAGUGAACGUAUGGGCAAACCUACAUCUUCCGGAAAGACCAAAGAUCAAGCGCGGGAUUUGCAAGAAGAGAGCUCAAAUCCAGCAUCGGCUAGUAAACGGGGAAGACCGCGAAAGGAUGGCAGUAGUGCUUCUACCGAACUGAACCGCCAACUCCCGAAAAGAACACGCAAAAGCAAAUCCUCCCCGGCGAUAUCGCAGGAGGUCCCAAAUGUGCCUGAAGAUCUGCCUGAGAACAUUGCUACAGUCUUUAGUUUCCUUGACCUCGAAGCGCGUCAAGGUACAUGCCAGACUAAACGUGCCAGGAAGAUCUUACACAUGUGUGAAAAGUAUUGUGCAAACUUCCAGGAUGGCACUCACUCAAUCGACGCUGUCACGCAAGAUGCCACGAAAAUACAAAAGACGCUACAACAGACACCUAAAGAGUAUAGUACUGAAAUCAUAAAAGAAGAUCAAUUUGCAUUCAAGAAUGAUGCAUACAGCUUUGUCUUUCGCUCUCUCACGCUAUAUCUUCGAGAUUUGUACAACUGGCUAGUCAAAACACACAAGUCUGCAACAGAGUCUUUAGAAAGCUUACGUGUAAUAACCCCGUUGAUGCAGGAGAUCGUAGCAUUCAAUGACGCAAUCAGCCACUGGAACGUUACUGUACCUCAGCGUCAAAAGGGUGACAGAGUAGUCAAGGAUGUCCAAACCCGACUAAUUGCGCCCCUGCGGCGGGCCAGUCAAUCACUCAGUGUUCGUCUGGGCCAACUCGAGGAGGCAGAGGAACGUCGUGAGCAAUACGAGAAAAUCAAGAGGAGGAUACAAGAACGCCGCGAUGCACAGAGUGAAGAAACUCGAGCCAUCGAGGCAAUGGAAGAGCGGAAGAAGCGCUGGCAAGACCUUCAUAUUGUGCGAAUGCAAUGCGAGCCCGAUGUAUACAGGCGACGCAAGCUGUUCCACACCAAAUUUGAAGACUUGGUGGAGAGAGAUGCGAACGGUAUCGUUUUCGAACGAUUGCCGAUUUUCAAGCCCCGUUCUACUCCGCCGCACAGCCAGGUUUCGGAACUUGCGGAUGAGGUGGAUUGGACUGAAGAUGAAGAGAUUGCUGUGCUAGAGGGCUUGCAAUACUGUGCGGGUCCAUGUGUCUUUGAGAAGAUAUUCAAAACAUAUUGUGAUCCUAGGUCUUCGCAUCCACGUGGCGGCGACCUACGUAGCCGCACUGUUGCAGAGAUUGUGUCAAAGGCGAGAUGGAUUCGGUCGAUGAUGUUGACACUGCGUCAGGAAAGUGGCGAGCCGGUGGAGGACUGGGUGACUGGGAUUCCUAUCUUACCGUAGCAGGUAGAGUUGCGGCCAGCUUCAGCAUUGUUGUGGCUAUUUUUGGAUCCCAUGAGGUUCUUCAAAAGUGCUUCAUGCAAAAGUCGCUUUCCUGUUUGUUGGCCACGAUUUGAUACCCCUUUCUAGUGUUGAGUUAAGCCGAACGCCAUGUUCUUUGCAUAAAAACCUGUAUAGUUUGUUCGGAAAACUAUGCAUGCUUUUUGAUUGUUGGUUAUUCUAAAAUGCUAUUUAACUAUCCUGUUUCUUGUU
Bipolaris maydis ATCC 48331 is the source of this 2513-nucleotide messenger RNA. RefSeq lists its product as uncharacterized. NCBI's taxonomy places the organism in Eukaryota, Fungi, Ascomycota, Dothideomycetes, Pleosporales, Pleosporaceae. The record is from RefSeq and is a predicted model, not a curated record.